This is a messenger RNA of Mesorhabditis spiculigera, 636 nucleotides long. Lineage: Eukaryota; Metazoa; Nematoda; Chromadorea; Rhabditida; Rhabditidae. The record is from the annotation of a GenBank genome assembly.
AUGGAAACCCUCAUGCCCUCGGAUCGAGAACAACUUGAGCAGCUCCAGCGCGAGAACUCCCAACUUCGAGAGGAGCUCGCACACGCUCGGCUGAGCCUGGCCGAGACUCGAGAGGUCCAGAAAGAGGUCGAAAUCCUGAAGGCUGAGCUCGAGGAAGAACGGCGCGAAACCGAAGCGAAAUGGGAGGAGGUCUGCGAAAAACUGAUGCAAUCCGCCGAACGCGCCGAGGACAGCCCUGCAGCCCGAUCUUCACGUAAGGCAUCGAUAGAGGAGAUGCACACCUACCUCGACGCGUACGCCGAGAAGUGCAAGAAGCUGGAGGAGGAGCUGAGGGAGACAAAGGAGCGGAUAGAGCAGUCGUCGACGGAGAUCUCCAGGAAUGCAUCGCCCGAGCUGGAGGCCGAGCUGGCCGCUUGCCAACUACGGCUGGUGGAUGCUGAACGGAGACUGGAGGAGAAGGGAGAGACGAUAGGGAGGAUACAGGGGGAAUUGAAGGAGGCGACGGAGAAGAUGGAAGCCGAUAGGGUUGAGAAGAAGAAGCUGAAGGCUGCCGUGAAACAGUUGAGGGACAGGCAACAGCAACAGACGGUUACGGUAGCACAAAUGCCCGAGGAACCGAAGGUUCAGGUCAGUUUU